UUAAGUAUAUCUCGUUUCAAUUCUUCAAAUGUCUUCGAUAUCGAAAUUCAAGAUGGACAGUUUGGAAAAACCGGCUGACGUCUUGACGGCUCCUCGUCGCCGAUGUAACGUUUACAAAUUACUUACGUUAUCGCAAAAACGUGAUGCACAAAAUGUAACUGAUUGAAGGAUGAUAAAAAUUUUAAUGAAUGCUAGUCGUGCAAGAGCACGAUUUCCCGUCAUCGGCGACUCGACGGUUCUAACCUUUUUGUUUCACACGAGAAUAACAUUUCUCUAAUUUUAUGCCGCGAUUAUCCGUACGUGAAGUUGGUUUUUUUCAUGCAAGAUAUUUGUGAGAAGAGUAGCGCAACGCAAACAUUUCUUCUAGGAAGAUUAAUUUAUCGCACGAGACGAACAACAACUUUGACAGCUUUAACAGCUGAUCGCAAAGGGAUGUGUGUGACUCGAAGGAACUUUAACAGGAGAGUUUUUAAUUUCAGACUUGGAUAAUCGAUUUCGUGAAUGAUUUCCCAAAUGUCGCAUGUGAUGACACUCGCCAACAGCAUUAUAGGCGUGAGCGUCCUGGCGAUGCCUUUCUGCUUCAAGCAAUGUGGCAUCGUCUUGGCCGUCCUGGUGCUACUUCUGUGCAGCGUCCUGUCACGACUGGCGUGUCACUUUCUCAUCAAAUCGGCCGUAAUAUCAAGGAGACGCAACUUCGAACUACUCGCCUUUCAUACGUUUGGUCACAUGGGAAAGUUUCUUGCGGAGCUUCUAAUUAUUGGUUUUAUGCUGGGCACGUGCAUCGCCUACUUCGUCGUCGUCGGUGAUCUGGGACCACAGAUAAUCGGCAAGAUGAUGGAAAAGACGCCAGGGGAAAUUCGCACCAGUCUGCUAAUCGUCACUGGAGUCUUAAUAGUUUUACCCCUUGGGCUGUUGCGAAAUAUCGAUAGUUUGUCUAGCAUUUGCACAGCUACUAUUGUCUUCUAUCUUUGUCUUGUAUUAAAGAUAGUGGGUGAAUCUACCCUACAUAUCUUUGCGGGAGAUUGGUGGAACAGUGUCAACUAUUGGAGACCAGCUGGUAUUCUUCAGUGCCUACCGAUAUUCUCUAUGGCUCUCUUCUGUCAAACUCAACUGUUUGAAAUAUAUGAAACCAUUCCAAAUGUAUCUCUAGAGAAAAUGAACGACGUUGUACGAGGAGCAUUAAAUAUAUGUACUCUUGUAUACAUGUGCGUUGGCUUGUUUGGUUACAUUGCUUUUUGUACUCAAUCGUUCACAGGAAAUAUUUUACUGAGUUUCGAGCCUAGCAUAACAUCCGAACUGAUUAAACUGGGAUUCGUAUUUUCGGUUGCAUUCAGUUUCCCUCUAGUCAUUUUUCCAUGUCGUGCGAGCUUGAAUUCUCUUUUAUUUCGCCGGGUAUAUACUCACGAGCCGUCUAUCAAUUAUUUGUCGGAAUCGAGAUUUCGAUUUCUCACUGUCGCAAUAGUCACCAUUUCUCUGAUAAUCGGUAUUCUUGUGCCAAACAUAGAGUUUGUCCUUGGUAUCGUGGGAUCUACAAUUGGUGUAAUGAUCUGCUUAAUAUUUCCAACAGUACUCUUUAUAUCUAUAAGCAGCAAAAAUACUAAUGAAAGACUAGUAGCUCAGGGCAUUUUAAUUAUUGGUGUUUGGAUUAUGGUGCUCGGUACAUACGCCAAUUUAUACGCAAUGGAAGAAUCUACAAAUGCAAAAUUAGCUAUGACUAAUAAGCCACUCGGUCAAAUCAAUCUACCGUUGAACAUAAUUAAGGACGAUUUACAUAUCAUUCCUGAUGUUGCCAAUAGUUUGGAACUCAUUCCCAGAGCAAAAGACACAAUUAAUAAACCCAACAUUGAUGUCCUUGAUAAAACGGAUUUAAAAGCGAAAGAUGUUCGACAAGAACCGCCCAUUCCCGUUGAACGUGUGAUUGUGACCGAAAAACAGAACGUCGAAAAGUCUGAUAAAGCAGCAGUAGACACUCUUGUGCCAGAGAUAAAGGAAAUGGAAGUUGAAACAGUUAAGACCUUAAACGAGAAUGUAAAUGUGCAAUUGGAAGGUGCUGUAAAUACCAAUAUCGCUAAAAUCGAUGAAUCCGUUACUUUAAAAGCGGAGGAGAAGAUAAAGAUAAUCGAGGAAAAGGAACGAUCUGUGGAUUUGCAGAAGAAUGAUAAUCUCAUUAAUUUGGAUGCGAUAAAGAAGGAGGAAUCUGAAUUGGCUGCUGAUGGAGAUGUUGCUAAUGCCAUAGCUGCGGAACGACACGAGCAACUCAGAAAAACGUUGGAAAAACAUAAAUUAGAGCAACGUCAAAUGAUGCAGGAACAGAAAAAAAUUCUGAAAGAUAUCAAGGAACAGAAGCAAGAAUUCGAAAGGGAGAAGCAGAGAAUGGCGAAGGAUGAGAUGUUUAAGAAGAGUGAAAAGAAGCUUAACAAGGAGGAUAUUUUGCCGCGAAGCAACACCGACUUGAGAAAGGAUGAAAAUGUUGAAAAUAAGGAAAUUAGUAUAGAAGAGAAAAAUAAUAAAAUAGUUGUGGAAGAAAAGCAAUGGAAUGAGAUAAAAAUAAAUGAAGAACAAUCUCAAGACAAGAAUAUCAAUAUAGCAGCUGAAAGUAGCAAGAAAAAUUUGGAUUCCUUUCAGGAAAUUUCUCGCAACAAAGAUGUAGAAAUAUUACAGAAAAAACCAGAUAAUUUACAAGAGCAAUCUCUUAUCAACAAUAUGAUUAUCGAUAAUGAAAUACCCGAGAAAUCAUUCCAUAAAGAAAAACAAGACGAGACAAAAAUGGAAAGAAUAGAGUUUAACGAUUCGAAAAGUAUGAAGGGUCCUAUUUUAAAUGUCUUAUCAAAAGGAGCUUUACAAAAAUCCAUUGUGGAAGAGGUACUUGUUAAAGAGAACGAUAAUCGUCAAAUAAAGGAAGAGAAGAGAGAGUCUCUUACAAAUGGAAUUGUAAACAUGUCGGAGAAAUUGCAAGGAAAACACGAUGACAAAUAUUCUGUACCUGUAGCAUUAAAAAUGAUGAAUCAAUCAAAACAAGACAAAGUAAUUGCUUCAUCAAACAAAAGCGAACAAGAAAGUCCUGUUGUACAUAGAGAUAUUCUAGAGAAUAAUGAACGUGAAAAGAGAGACGUCAUUGAGGAAGUAAAUGACACAAAAGUCAGCAAUUUGCUAACUGAAAAAUCCGAAUCUCUUAUUAAAAAUGUCGAUGACGUGGAUCGCGAAACUUGCUCAAAAUUACAGGAAAAUUCCAAAAAUUAUAAAGAUAAAAAACGUGAUAAAAAGAUAAUUAAAUCGAGCACAACCGAAGUUCCUCUGAUUAAAACGAACGUUUAUCUGUCUGAACAAGGAAUAACAAAAACGAUUUCUAUGGAUGGCGCUUUUAAUGUAGAAUAUGUAAAUAUAAAACAGAAAGAUUUGAAAGUUUUGAAUCCUAAAGAUAAUGUAGAAAUAUAACAAUAUUUAGUGAUAUUUUGAAAAUAAUAGAAUUCAUACAGCAUAAUUUUAUACAGUUCAUUUAUAAAUCGCAGAUUUCUUGUUACUUUCUAAGUGCUGUAUUAUAUUUAUGUUAAUUAUAUAU
Nylanderia fulva is the source of this 3559-nucleotide messenger RNA. RefSeq lists its product as uncharacterized. Lineage: Eukaryota; Metazoa; Arthropoda; Insecta; Hymenoptera; Formicidae. Gene Ontology annotation, cellular component: membrane. Gene Ontology annotation, biological process: amino acid transmembrane transport. Gene Ontology annotation, molecular function: L-amino acid transmembrane transporter activity. The record is from RefSeq and is a predicted model, not a curated record.